AUGAGCUCUGACGAAGAAGAUUUUAACGAUAUCUACGCCGACGAUAAGCCAACCACUACUGGAGAAGUGAAAAAAGAUGAAGACCAGAAGAAAAAUGGCAGCGGUACGUCUCAACUAGAUCAACUAGCCGCCUUACAAGCAUUAUCUUCUAGCUUGAACAAACUAAAUAAUCCAAAUAGUAACAACAGUAGUAGUAAUAAUAAUAGCAACCAAGAGUCGUCUUCUAGCAAGCAAGAUGGCACUGCAAAUGAAGAAAAGGAAAGCUCCAAUGAAGAAACUAAAAAUGAGAAACCACAAGAAGGCGCUAUGUCUGCAAACGCCAAUGCAAACGUUAGUUCUGCCGGAGCUCCUGGCUUACCUUGGGAACAACUUCAACAAACAAUGUCGCAAUUCCAGCAACCAUCUUCUCAGUCACCACCCACUCAGCAACAAGUGGCUCAAACCAAAGAAGAACGUUCGAAAGCUGAUUUGUCGAAAGAAAGUUGUAAGAUGUUCAUUGGUGGUCUAAAUUGGGAUACGACCGAAGAUAAUCUUCGUGAAUACUUCGGUAAAUACGGUACCGUCACAGACUUGAAAAUCAUGAAAGAUCCCGCUACUGGUAGAUCUAGAGGGUUCGGUUUCUUGUCUUUUGAAAAACCUUCCAGUGUCGACGAAGUGGUAAAGACACAGCAUAUUCUCGAUGGUAAAGUUAUCGACCCAAAAAGAGCUAUCCCAAGAGAUGAGCAAGAUAAAACCGGCAAAAUCUUUGUCGGUGGAAUUGGCCCAGAUGUUAGACCAAAGGAAUUCGAAGAGUUUUUCUCCCAAUGGGGUACAAUUAUUGAUGCUCAGUUGAUGUUAGAUAAGGACACUGGUCAAUCAAGAGGCUUUGGUUUUGUCACUUAUGAUUCUGCCGACGCCGUCGACAGAGUCUGUCAGAAUAAAUUUAUUGAUUUUAAAGAUCGCAAAAUUGAAAUCAAGAGAGCUGAGCCAAGACAUAUGCAACAGAAAUCAUCAAACAACGGCGGAACCAAUACCGGAAGUACCGGCAACAUGAACCGUCGUGGUGGUAACUUUAGUAACCAGGGGGACUUCAACCAAAUGUAUCAAAAUCCAAUGAUGGGAGGUUACAAUCCAAUGAUGAAUCCACAAGCAAUGACUGAUUACUAUCAAAAGAUGCAAGAAUAUUACCAGCAAAUGCAAAAACAAACCGGUAUGGACUACACUCAAAUGUACCAACAACAAAUGCAACAAAUGGCAAUGAUGAUGCCUGGGUUUGCAAUGCCACCAAAUGCAAUGACUUUGAAUCAACCACAACAAGAUUCAAGCACUGCCCAAGGCUCCCCAGCACCUUCAGAUUCUGACAAUAAUAAAUCCAAUGACGUCCAAACCAUUGGCAAUACUUCAACCACUGAUUCAGGUUCUCCACCUUUGAAUCUACCUAACGGCCCAAAGGGUCCAUCGCAAUACAAUGACGACCACAAUAGCGGCUAUGGCUACAACCGCGAUCGCGGUGAUCGUGAUCGUAAUGACCGUGACCGUGACUAUAAUCAGCGUAGCGGCGGAAACCACAGGAGAAAUGGCCGUGGUGGUCGCGGUGGAUAUAAUAGACGUAAUAAUGGCUACCAUCCAUACAAUAGGUAA
Saccharomyces kudriavzevii IFO 1802 is the source of this 1620-nucleotide messenger RNA. RefSeq names its product Hrp1p (gene HRP1). Lineage: Eukaryota; Fungi; Ascomycota; Saccharomycetes; Saccharomycetales; Saccharomycetaceae. The transcript has a single exon. Gene Ontology annotation, molecular function: RNA binding. The record is from RefSeq and is a predicted model, not a curated record. The coding region runs from base 1 to 1620 and encodes 539 amino acids.